Suillus subaureus is the source of this 564-nucleotide messenger RNA. RefSeq lists its product as uncharacterized. The transcript is spliced from 3 exons. Lineage: Eukaryota; Fungi; Basidiomycota; Agaricomycetes; Boletales; Suillaceae. The record is from RefSeq and is a predicted model, not a curated record. Bases 1 to 564 code for a protein of 187 amino acids.
AUGAAAGGUGCUCCUCAGAUACCUCCAGGGUUUUUUGAUGAUGCAUUGCGAGAGGCUAAUUUGCGCACUCAAUCCCAUGAGCCACAUAACCACGCCACUCCAGUGCCACGUCAACGCGCCCUCAGUCGCUUUUUCUCAUUCUUGCGCCACUUCAAGCCACAUAGGGAAACUGAUCCAGAUACCCAAUCCCGAUCCUACUCUCUCAGCUGGACUCGAAACCUAGUAUCUGGUAUACUACGCAAACGAGAUGGAUCGGACAUCCAGUCGCAAGAGGUUCCUUACACAGCGGGCAAGCCUAGGAACUAUCACGCAACAGGGAAGACAGCUGCUCGACCUCCCAAUACUCAUAUCACGCAGCAAACCAAUACAGCGACUCAGAGCACGCCACCAUCAUCACAUCAACCACCUUCCAUUGCCACUGCUUCGACAGUUUCUGCCGCUGCCGGUACCCCGGGGAAAAUGGGAGCACCCUCGCAUCCUCAUGUCACCGUUGCUGGAUGGCGCGCUCGUUUCGUGGGCUGGCUUUGCUUCGUGCCUGUUCAGAAUACAAACAGUCAACCAUAG